This is a messenger RNA of Besnoitia besnoiti, 759 nucleotides long. Its product is annotated as putative Ras-related protein Rab-5C. Bases 1 to 759 code for a protein of 252 amino acids. The transcript has a single exon. The record is from RefSeq and is a predicted model, not a curated record. NCBI's taxonomy places the organism in Eukaryota, Apicomplexa, Conoidasida, Eucoccidiorida, Sarcocystidae. Gene Ontology annotation, molecular function: GTPase activity; GTP binding.
AUGUCAUUUUCUCACGCCUACAGCGCCGGGAGCGGGUCUGGCGGAGCCGGCGGGGUCUCCUCUUACUUAACUGGGGGGGGCGGCACGUCUUCGGGGUCUUCUGCCUCGCUCUCUGAGGCCUCUGCUGGGCGGCCUCCGUCGUACAAAACGGUGCUCCUUGGGGACGCGUCGGUGGGAAAGUCGAGCUUGGUGAUUCGAUUCGUGAAAAACACCUUUUCAGACACGAUGGAGACGACGAUCGGUGCGGCCUUCUUCACGCAGACGCUGCAAAUCGACGGGCGCACCGUCAAGUUCGAAAUCUGGGAUACGGCGGGACAGGAGAGAUUCUCCUCGCUCGCUCCGAUGUACUACCGCGGCGCGGCGGCGGCCAUUGUCGUCUACGACCAGUCCAACAUGGCGAGCUUCGAUCGCGCACAAGUCUGGGUUCAACAGCUGCAGCUGAGCGGCAACUCGAACAUCGUGAUUGCCCUCGCGGCGAACAAGAUGGAUCUGCCGCACAAGCAAGUCGACCUGAGCCUCGGCCGGCAGUACGCCGAAGAAAACGGACUCCUCUUCAUCGAAACGUCCGCCAAAACCGGACAAAACGUCCAGCAACUUUUCUCCAUGAUCGCCCGGCGGCUCCCUGAGAAACCCCUCAGCGCAGUCGGCGCCGCGAACGCCGGUGUACAUACUGUCAAACUCACUGCAGACGACCCUGCCUUCCAGAAGCAGUCCGGGGGCCUUACAGGCAAAUUUUCAUGCUGCGGCGGCGGCAGCUGA